UCGAGGUGCGUGCCGUCCAGAACCAAACACAACAGCUCCGAGAGCAGUUGCCUCGUAAACCGGCAACCGUACGAGAUGCGGUUCCGCUCGCGCGCGCGCGAAUCAGUGUUUUGAAUUUCCCGCGCUAAUUUUUCUCGGCUCGUGCUUCAUUGUCUUUCGCUGUUCAAGUACAAGUGUUAUAAAUUUUACUCGUCCUUUUUUUCUAAAAAAUUGCAGGAUAUUUGAGAGAAGGGACUUUCGAAAAAUGUUGGUUUGUGAUCAGUGCAGUACAGAAAAGAAGACACGGGAAAACGAGUGAUUUUUGUUGCUAUUGCGUUUACGUAAGUCGAGCUGACGAACUGCAGUAAUGGUGCCGAGAAAAGAUAUUCGGUGACAAGGGGCAAAUGGAAUCAUGCAGAGAAUCGGCGGAUCGCCUUCAAUGUUUCGUCGAACAGAACUCCUCAUGCGGCAGAUAAAAGCUGAUGGCUGGAACCAAAGACGCAAAGAUUCGACGGAUCGACGGUUAUGUCGUUUUGUCAUUGUUCUUGCUUUACUUGCUCAACUUUCACAAGCAAAAGGUAAAGAUAUACCUGACGCGGGAAAAUUAACGCACUCCAAUUUGAACAACCAAACCAGAGAAAAAAAUUCAAGUUUAUUGACGAACGAGAUAAUUUUGGAUAAUCACGAUGACGACGAUCUUUACCUCGCCUACAGCGGAUAUCUUCGUAGCAGCUCGUCGAUGCUGACGCCUGAAAAUUUCAACAAGAGUCUACUUACAAACAUCAACACUACCAUCGAACCACCAAAGGCCAACGGACAUCGGAGAUUCAAGAGGGCCGUAACUCAUUUAUACAAUAUGAUCGUUUGCGCGACCGGCUGUAAUCCUCUGGCGUACAAAGGAUACGGCUGUUACUGCGGCUUUUUAGGCUCUGGUUACCCUAUGGAUGGCAUCGAUCGAUGUUGCAAAAUGCAUGACUGGUGCUACGAGGCGACCGAUUGUCCGAUGUUCGUCGAGUAUUUCGUCCCAUAUUAUUGGAAAUGCUAUCGCGGUUACAAGCCUAUAUGUGCUAUCGAACACGGAGAAUGGGGUAGUUCAGGCUCGUGCGCUCAAAGACUCUGCGAAUGCGACAGAUCGUUUGCGGAAUGCCUUCGACGAUAUCGCUGUCCGAGGCACAAAGCUGUCUGUACUUCGUCCCCCUGGCGCUUGAUACAGAACAUUUUUAUGAUUAUUUAAGAGGAUUCGAUCGAACAACCUGCUGCCAUCUGAAUACUUAAUCAAAAGACCUUUGUUGUUUUUUAUACCGUGGAAAAUGAUUCCCGACGAAAGUUACCAUUAGUUUAUAGUCAUCGCUCAGCGCGAUUAAUAGCUUGUUAUUUGACAAAUACAUGUAUCAGUUAUCUAUUCAAAUCAACUAUGUAUAUUUCGUUAAAAUGAAAGUACAGUUUUUAUAGUACUUUUUUAUAUUAUCUCAUAAUUUUAAUAUAAAUGUAUGUACAAUAAACAUAUUAUAAAUUUCUUAUAAAAUUA
Molecule: messenger RNA, 1507 nt
Organism: Nasonia vitripennis (jewel wasp)
Lineage: Eukaryota; Metazoa; Arthropoda; Insecta; Hymenoptera; Pteromalidae
Exons: 5
Coding region: 392-1213 (273 amino acids)
Biological process (GO): phospholipid metabolic process; arachidonate secretion; lipid catabolic process
Molecular function (GO): calcium ion binding; A2-type glycerophospholipase activity
Source: RefSeq, a predicted model, not a curated record